AUGGAGCCGCAAGAUCCCUCACCUGGACCGAGCACCGACGGUGGCAGCGUCAAGCCCUUCUCGUGCCUCGUUUGCCGCCAGCGCAAGGUCCGAUGCGACCGCGUUCAGCCGUGCGGCAACUGCAAGCGCGCCAGGGCCGAAUGCGAGUACGUGGCGCCGGUGCGAGGGAAGCGCAAGCGUUCGAAGCCGUCGCGCGAGACCCUGCACGCCAAACUUCGGCGGUACGAGGAGAUGCUCACGACCAGGGGCGUCGACGUCGGGGAGAAGGCGAGCACGAGGCGUGAAGAGGAAGUGGAAGGGGGAGGGGAUGAGGAUGGGCUAUCGGAGGGCAACGACACGGCGGAUUCACUUACGAGCUUUUCGGUAACGACGCCGGGCGGCGAGGCUGCUCCGUCGAUGGGGUUGCGAUCUGCAUUGAUCAGGACGCCGGGGUCGGGGCCGAAGCUGGUCAGCAAGGAGGGUAAUUCGAGAUACUACGAAAAUAGUACUCUGUGGACAGAUAUUACUGAUGAUUUUCGGCACCCUGAUGAAUAUGUCCCCGUUGGUGAUGACGACGACGACGAUGACGAGCCCGAAGCCGAUAUUUUCCUAGGAUCAAGUUCUAGCAACAGCUUCAAUGGUCAGCUGCGCGACUGGCAUCCCACGAUACACUGCUUGUAUGCCCUCCGGGAUAUAUACGUCGACAGAGUCGACCCGCUCAUGAAGAUUAUGCACAUGCCCACAUUUUGGGCGUUGGUACUGCAAGCGGCAGAACGAAAGGAGGAUGUUUCCAGACCAAUCGAGGCAGUGAUGUUUUGCUUUUAUUUUGCGACGAUCAGCGUCAUCGAAGAGAAGGAGUGCCAGAAGCUGUUCAACGAAAGCAAAAAGACAAUGUUCGCCAAGUACAGAGCCAUCGCGAGGCACACCCUCAAGAGAGCCGGACUGCUCAGUACAACUAGUCCUAUGACUCUAAGAGCAUUUUGCCUUUUCAUGAUGGGACUGCGCGGUACCAUGAGAUAUGAAUCUCAGCACAUCCUGUGCGGUAUUGCUCUGCGACUGGCCCAGAAGAUGGGUCUGCACCGCGAUGGAACGUCUCUCGGGCUGUCCAUUUUCGAAACGGAAAUGAGACGCCGCCUGUGGUGGUACGUUGCCCACCUCGACUUUCGCACCUCAGACUUGCUCGGCGCGAAGCCGUCGCUGGACAUCCACACCGGCGACGCCGGCCUGCCAUGGAACGUCGAAGACGAGGAUCUGCAGCCGUCCAUGACCGAGGUGCCCAAAGACCGCAAGGCCAUCACGUCCAUCACCAUGUGCCUCGUCCGCUGCGACCUCGCCAAGUCGCUCCAACGCCUCUCCGGCACCCCCGCCACGACCUCCGCCGCGUCCUGGGGCGACAUCGGCACCGGCUCCCGCGUGCCGCCCGCCGACAAGGACGCCCUCAUCGACGCCAUCGAGGACCGCUUCGAGACCAAGUACCUGCGCUACUGCGACCCCUCGCGCCCGCUCGACAUGCUCGUCUCGUGCAUGAUCCGCGCCGCCGUCUGCAACACGCGGCUCUUCGCGCACAACCCUCGGCGCUUCGCCGACUCCGCCGUCGCGGCCACCCCCGCGGAGCGCGACGUGGCCUUUCGCAACGCCGCCAAGCUGCUCGAGUACGCGUCCAUGGUGGGCGAGCACGCGGCGCUGCGCAAGUACGAGUGGCGCCUCAACUCGACCUACCUGUGGGACAAGAUCCUGUUCGUGCUAAUCGAGGCGCGCCGCCGGGGUGGUGACGCGGAGCUGGACGGCGUGUGGAGGCUGAUUGGGCGCGUGUUCGCGCAGUACCCGGACGCGUUCGGGCAGUCCUCAGCGAGGGCGGUGUACAGGGUGCUGAGCAGGUGGACGCUGGAGGUCUGGGACGGGUACGUGGCGGCGAGGCGUGCGGUGGCGGUGGCGGGGAUGCCGGAGCCGGAGGAGCCGGCGUACAUCAAGGCAAUGAGGGAGAAGAGAGAGGUGGCUGGGGAGGUUGCCGCGGCAAGGACGAGUGAAGGGGUGGUUGUCGAUACUGCAGCGCUGGGAAGCAGUGGUGGUGCUGCGCAGACUGCAGAGCCGCCGGCUGAGGAAGGAUAUAGCGGGUUCUCGGAUCUCGGAUCGUUUGAGAUGAAUCUGGACGAGUGGGUGAACUGGGACCAGCUGGUGUCUGAGCAGACUGGCUUUUUCCAUGUGGAGGGAUAUUGA
Molecule: messenger RNA, 2196 nt
Organism: Cordyceps fumosorosea ARSEF 2679
Lineage: Eukaryota; Fungi; Ascomycota; Sordariomycetes; Hypocreales; Cordycipitaceae
Product: Transcription factor
Exons: 4
Coding region: 1-2196 (731 amino acids)
Biological process (GO): DNA-templated transcription; regulation of DNA-templated transcription
Molecular function (GO): DNA-binding transcription factor activity, RNA polymerase II-specific; zinc ion binding; DNA binding
Source: RefSeq, a predicted model, not a curated record